Molecule: messenger RNA, 1880 nt
Organism: Hevea brasiliensis (rubber tree)
Lineage: Eukaryota; Viridiplantae; Streptophyta; Magnoliopsida; Malpighiales; Euphorbiaceae
Product: beta-glucosidase 24
Exons: 13
Coding region: 35-1669 (544 amino acids)
Biological process (GO): carbohydrate metabolic process
Molecular function (GO): beta-glucosidase activity
Source: RefSeq, a predicted model, not a curated record
GCACACAAGCACUUGAAAUCAUAGCAUUAUCAUUAUGGCUUUGGCUACUAAACACUUUCUGCAGCUGUUAGGGAUGCUCGUCUUCCUCGUGAGCUUGUUAACUCUCACUGAGCCAACACUGGCAGACGAUUAUGAUGAUAUCCCUAGAGAUUUUCACCGCACUUAUUUUCCUAAUGACUUCAUUUUUGGUACUUCUACUUCUGCUUACCAGAUUGAAGGCCACACAAACACAAAGGGUAGAGGACCUAGUGUCUGGGACACAUUCACUCAUGAGACUCCGGAGAGGAUAAAGGAUGGCAGCAACGGAGACGUUGCAGUUGAUUUCUAUAAUAACUUCAAACAAGAUAUACAACGUGUGAAGAAUAUGGGUUUUAAAGCUUUCAGAAUGUCCAUUUCAUGGUCCAGAGUUAUACCUAGUGGAAGAAGACAUGAAGGAGUGAACGAGGAAGGAAUUAAAUUUUAUAAUAGUGUUAUCAAUGAAAUUAAAAACAAAGGAUUAGAGCCUUUUGUUACUAUUUUUCACUGGGAUACUCCUCAAGCCCUAGAGGAUAAAUAUGGUGGCUUUUUAAGCCGUAAUAUUGUGGAUGAUUAUCGUGAUUAUGCGGAUCUUCUCUUUGAAAAAUUUGGUAAGCAAGUGAAGUAUUGGAUGACUUUCAAUGAACCAUGGGCUCUUAGUGGAUUUGCCUAUGAUGAUGGUGUUUUUGCCCCUGGUCGAUGCUCAUCUUGGGUGAAUCGUCAAUGUCGUGCUGGAAAUUCAGCCACUGAACCUUAUAUAGUUGCCCAUCACCUGCUCCUUUCUCAUGCUGCAGCUGUGCAAAUAUAUAGAGAAAAAUACCAAACAACUCAAGAUGGCAAGAUAGGGAUAACACUUUUUACCUUUUGGUAUGAACCUCUAUCUAAUAAAUCAGCAGAUAUAGAAGCAGCCAAAACAGCCCUUGAUUUCAUGUUUGGAUUGUGGAUGGAUCCUAUAACCUAUGGUCAAUACCCAAGAACUGUGAAAGAUUUAGUUGGAGAUAGAUUACUUGAGUUUACUGACAAAGAAUCUCGAUUACUUAGAGGAUCAUAUGAUUUUCUUGGGUUACAAUAUUAUACUUCAUAUUAUGCAAAACCAAAUGCUACAGUUGAUCCAAAUCAUAUUAGAUAUAAAACUGAUGGUCAUAUCAUCGAGACUCCUUAUGAUUAUGAUGGUAAACUCAUUGGUCCUCGGGCUUAUUCACCUUGGUUUUAUAUUUUCCCGAAAGGUAUCCGACAUCUUCUGAACUACACUAAAGAUACAUACAAUAAUCCAGUCAUUUACAUUACUGAAAAUGGGGUUGACAAUGAAAAUAAUGAAAGCCAACCCAUUGGCAAAGCGCUUAAUGAUACAUUCAGGAUAGAGUAUUAUCAAAAACAUUUGUGGAAUGUGCUAAGAUCACUCAAGGAAUACAAAGUUAAUGUAAAAGGUUACUUUGCAUGGUCAUAUUUGGACAACUUCGAAUGGAAUAUUGGUUAUACUUCAAGAUUUGGUUUGUAUUACGUAGACUACAAAGAUAACCUGAAAAGAUGCCCCAAGUCUUCAGCUUUUUGGUUCUGCCGGUUCCUUUCUUCGAAGCCAUUACACUUAUGUGGUCUUCUACUACAUUCAUGCAAGAUCCCCAAGAUUUCUCCAGAGGCUAGCGAGUUCAAAUAGCAUGUGCUUUCUAGAGGUUCCACAUCUGUGUGACUUGCGUGUUUUUUAGUUGAAUAAUAUCACUAGGCUGCUGCUCAGAUCCGGCCGGUGACUUUGUGUUUGUGAUAAAAAUUGUGGUGAUCCGUGCCCUGGUUGUUUUCAUUGUUCUAAAAUAUGUAAUGCAUUAUGUACUGGUAUUGUGUCUUUGAAAUCAAUUUUAUUAUCCUUUAAA